Molecule: messenger RNA, 564 nt
Organism: Mercenaria mercenaria
Lineage: Eukaryota; Metazoa; Mollusca; Bivalvia; Venerida; Veneridae
Exons: 4
Coding region: 1-564 (187 amino acids)
Source: RefSeq, a predicted model, not a curated record
AUGGCGAUGGAAGGAUACAAGGAUGCACACCACUGUGAUACUUCUGAUACUGCAGAACACCACUUUAACUCUGUUGAUACUGCACCACACCAUUGUGAUUCUUGUGAUAUUUCAGCACACCACUGUGCAGCAUACAACUGUGAUACUGCUGAUAUUGCUGCACAAUUGCUGAUAAUCCAGCACACAAUUCACACCAUUGUUAUACGUCUGGUACUGCAGAACAUCAUUGUGAAACUGCGUAUAGCAGUACACCAUUGUGAUACUGAUGUUAUGAUAUACACUAUUGUUUUACUGAUGAUACUGCAGUACACUAUUGUGCAACUGUGUAUAGCAGCACACAAUUGUGAUACUGAUGAUAUGAUAGGACACUAUAGUUAUAUUGAUGCCAUUGCAGCACACGUCUGUGACACUGAUAAUAUUGCAGCACAGUAUAGGUAUAUUGCUGGUAUUGCAGGACACUAUUGUGAUACUACUGAUAUUGCAGCACAACGUUGUAAAACUGCUGAUAAUUUAGAAUACCAUUGUAAUAUGUUUGACAUUGCUGUACACCUGCUGAUACUGUAG